UACUUAAGUCGUGUUAAAUGUUCGUUAAUAAUGCAGUAUUUUUUGUACCAUUUUAAUACUUUUAUACAAAUACAGAAAUGUAAAACAAUAAUUAUCCAAAAAGAUUAACAACAAGGAUUAUAAUUUCCUAAAUCAAACGCUUAACUUUCCCUCAGCCAGAGGGUACUUCUCCUACCGACAAAGCAAAACUACAUGAAUGAGUUAUGGUAUUAGUAUUCUGCGUGCACUCCAUGUGUUCAGUUUAUGCCGUGAAGUCGUGCUACACCACGUAAAUGUAGCAUGACGAAUGUUUUUAAAAAUCAGUUUGUUUUACAUUCAAAGAUUAAGUUUAUAAUUUUUGUGUAAUGGGCACUUCAAUUACUGCUUAUUUGGAAUAUACAUCUAUACAAUUAAAAGAUGUAUUUGCUGCCACAUGUGAUAUUAAAAAUAAUAUUACUAACAAGCACCAUAGCGGAACCUGUGUUAGAAAUUUUAUUACCAGCAGAGAAUGGUCAAACCCUAACAAAUGUGGAUCAAUCCAACUCAGCCAAUGAUGAUGAUAAAACAUUAGCACAGCAAAUUUUUGAAGGCAAGUAUGGUCUUAUACAUAAAGAACUAUUCAAUGACAUACCAUCAAGACCUGGAAUUAUAAGUUACAACAUAAAUCCCGAAGUGCCAAAGGACAACAUCAAUAAUUUAGGAGGGUUAGAUCCUGAUGAAAUAUGGCUGGCAGAGAAUCAUUUACUUGUAUUAAGAGGGGGGAAUUUUAGUGAUAAAAAAGUCAAAUGGUCAUACAUAGAUAAUUUUAUUGCUCCAUUAAGACAGGUAAAAAUACCAGAAAACCCUAAAAUACCUCCACCAUUUCCAAUACAGCUGGAAGACAACGGACCUAUUGAUUUUGUAUCAAUUAAUGGUUCCACUUGGAAUCCAGUAUUUCCUCCUCCAUUCCCAUCAGUUCAAAACCCACCACUUCCAAACACAACAUUUGAUGAAGAUGAUCAGUCAUUAUUUUAUCCACCUAAGUAUGAUUUUGUAUAUACUCAAGAAAAUUCUACAAGAGUUCCUCCGGGUCCAUUAGUUCCUGGAAUAGUUUUGCCACCACCACCAAAUUUCUUUGGUCCUUUAGAAAAACCAGAAAAAACUAAAAAAAUUAACUUAAAUACAAAUAAAACAAUUCCAAGAUUUAAUCAAAAACCAUACUUUAAAAUUCCCAAAGGAAAUCAUAAUGCUAAAGAAAAUGGAUGGGUUCCAAUACCAUCAAUGAAGCCAAACUACAUUGUAAGGUUUGAAAAUCAAAAGUAAUAUUCUUAUAAGUACUACUGAAAGUAGUAAUAAUUACAAUUCAAAUAAUAACCAACAAAUUAAUUUCCCCAAUCACCAAUUUUUCCUAGAAAAUCCAGUAGGACAUACAACAAGUCAUCCAGAUUCUUAUUAUUAUUAUGAAGAAAAAUAAAUAAAUAUGAUGUAGAAAAACCAGCUCAACACAAUAAAUAUGAAGAUUCUAAUAUAAAAAAUCAACAAUUUGAUUUCCAAAAUAAUUACGAAAAGUCUACUACAGUUAAGCCACAUUAUGAGUAUAGUUAUAUCGCUCCAGAGUACGAUAUUAAAUCCCAAAUUCAAAAUCCAAUCCAUAAACAAAAA
This is a messenger RNA of Acyrthosiphon pisum (pea aphid), 1620 nucleotides long. RefSeq lists its product as uncharacterized. The record is from RefSeq and is a predicted model, not a curated record. NCBI's taxonomy places the organism in Eukaryota, Metazoa, Arthropoda, Insecta, Hemiptera, Aphididae. The transcript is spliced from 2 exons. Bases 397 to 1281 code for a protein of 294 amino acids.